AUGGGCAUCUUUUCACGAAGAUUAAUCAACUAUAAUCAAGACCGCUAAUUUAAAGCAUUUGUCUAAGAAAAUAAAGAAGAAAAAUCAUAUCCUUCAAAUUUUAUAAAAACAUCCCGGUAUAAUUUAAUAGACUUUCUUCCAUUGUCUCUCUUAAUACAAUUCCAGCGAUAUGCGAAUAUCUACUUUUUGAUAACCGCAAUAUUACAAAGCAUUCCUGAAAUAUCUCCCCUAUCUCCUUUCGUAGCAAUAGCCCCAUUAGUUUUCGUAUUAGCCAUAUCUAUGAUUCGAGAAGGCUAUGAAGAUUACUAAAGGCAUGUAUCAGAUAAUGAGUAAAAUUACUAACAAAAGACCACCUAAAUAAUAGUAUAAAACCGCUCUGAAAUCUAACUCCCUUAUGCCAGAAUCAAUGUAGGAGACAUUCUCAAAAUCACUAAAGAUACUUCUUUUCCUGCUGAUAUGCUAGUAUUAGGAUCUGAGUUAGGUGGUCCUUGUUAUAUAGAAACAGGUGCUUUGGAUGGAGAAAAAAAUUUAAAACCGAGAUGUGCUUUGGCAAAUACAGCUCGCUUUUUUGAUACCAAAUCAGGUUUUUUCGACACUAAUAAUUCCUUCCAUUUAGAAGUAUAGGCAAAGGCUCCUGAUUAGAAUCCCAAUAGAUUUGAAGGUGCGAUUAAAUUUUAUCUUAAAAAUGAAUCCGAAACAGAGGAUAAAUUUGUACCUUCUAAUGCUAAAUAAUUACUACCAAGAGGGGCUUUUUUGAGAAAUACUGAGUAUAUUUACGGCGUAGUCGUUUAUACAGGCAUGGAUACUAAAAUUAUGAGAAAUUCAGAAUCCGCGAAGGCUAAAUGUUCCGAUAUGGAGAAAAAGAUGAACACUUUUAUACUUGGAAUUCUUAUUUUUUAACUCACUUGUGCCUUCGUGAUGUCAUCUUGUCAUUUUGUGUGGCUGAGAACUAACAAAAAUAUAUAUCCUUACUUGAAUUUAACUGAAAAUAAUGUAACACCUGCACUUUCUGCCCUUUUUGUUUUUUUUUCUUAUUUUAUUCUUUUCAAUACUAUGAUUCCGAUUUCUCUUGUAGUUUCUUUAGAAAUGGUUAAGGUAGCUUAAUCAUAUUUUAUUACUAAAGAUGAACUUAUGUAUUCACCUCAUAAUGAUAAAAUGCCAAAAGUACUCACAUCUUCAAUAAAUGAAGAAUUAGGUUAAGUCGAGUACAUUUUUUCUGAUAAAACAGGCACUUUAACACAAAACGAAAUGUAGUUUAAAUAUUGUGUAAUCGGAAAUACCUUAUAUGGAGAUAAAGUACCUAUGAAAAAAGCAUAAAAUAAAACGGUGCCCAUAAAGAAUCAACCUUUAUCCAUCCAUGAACAAAAAGCCUUGAUAUCAGAAUUUACUUUUGAAGAUUAUAUUUUAUCAAAUAUUUUAACCCAAGAAGCAGAUAUAAAAGAUAAUUUUAAUUUAAAUUAUGUAAUUAAAUCAAAAGAUGGAAAAUCUUCGUAUACUUUAAAAAAUCAAUACGAAUUAUCUUGUGAAUAUUUCAAAGCUUUAGGAAUUGCACAUGAAUGUAUAGUUUAAAAAAAUAAAGAUCCAUUAGACACUAAAAUGUACUAUUAGGGCCCUUCUCCGGACGAAAUAACACUUGUAGAUUGCGCCUAUAAUAUGGGAUUUACAUUUACGGGAAAUACUACAGACGGCGUAUUAAUGAAAAUAAACGAAAAAGGAGGCAUUCAAAAAUAAUAUGAGUUUAAAAGAUAUAAUAUAUUCGAGUUUUCAUCAGAUAGGAAAAGAAUGACAAUUAUUAUUGAAGAUAAUGGUAUCAUUAAAAUGUAUAUUAAAGGCGCAGAUAGUAUAGUAAUUAAAAGAUUGGUUGGUUUUGAAGAAAAUAAACCAAUAUUAGAUAAUAAACAAUAGCCUUUCCUUGAAAAUGCGAUUAAGAAAUUGACAGAAUUUUCAUCAGUAGGUCUUAGAACACUACUUAUUGGAAUAAAAAUAAUGUCUAGACAGGAACUUGAUGCUUUUUUGAAAGAAUAUUAAUUACUUUCAGAUUCUAAAGAUAGAGAUACUGAAAUGGCUAAAUUAGCUGAUAAAUAUGAGCAAGAUUUCUAUUUAUUAGGUGCUACAGCUGUAGAAGAUAAACUUCAAGAUUAAGUACCUGAAGUAAUUAAUGAUAUGUUAAGAGCAAAUAUAAAAGUAUGGAUGUUAACAGGAGAUAAACUUGAGACCGCAGAAAAUAUAGCAAGAAGUUGCAAAUUAAUAUUGAAUGAUUUCGAAUGUUUAACAAUAAGCGCCACUGACGAGAAAAUAAUCCGAAAAGAACUCAUGGAAAUUUAAUGGAGAAGGUUUAAAUACUGUAAAGAAAAUAAAAUCAGGAAAUGCUUUCUAAUAGAAGGAGAUGCUCUUACUAAAGUUUUCGAUGAAAGAAAUCCAGACUUAAAAAAAAGGUUUGUUUAAAUUACCAAAGAAUGUGAAAGUGUAGUUUGCUGUAGAGUUUCUCCAACCCAAAAAGCUUAAGUAGUCAGAAGUAUAAAAUAAUAAUUAGGAAAAGUUACUUUAGCAAUAGGUGAUGGGGCAAACGAUGUAAAUAUGAUUUAAGAAGCACAUAUAGGUUGUGGAUUAUAUGGAAACGAAGGUAUGAGAGCUGUUUAAAGUAGUGAUUUUGCACUUGGGUAAUUUAAAUGUUUAUGGCGACUAUUAUUAGUACAUGGAAGAUGGUCAUAUAUAAGAAUAUCAGAAAUGAUUAUUUAUUUCUUUUAUAAAAAUAUGAUUUUUACUAUUCCUUAAUUUUUUUUUGCUUUUUAUUGCGGAUUUAGUGGUUAGACAAUCUUCGAUGAUAUAUACAUAUCUUUGUACAAUUUAGUUUUUACAGCACUCCCAUUAAUAAUAAGAGCUAUUUUUGAUUAAGAUAUAAACUAUAAUUAUUACGAUUUACCAAAAGAAGUGAAACAAUCCUUGAUUAAAGAUGAUAGAAAAAAAAAAUUUAAAAAGUUUUGGAAAGUAGAAAAAAAUAUAUGA
Messenger RNA from Ichthyophthirius multifiliis, 3006 nucleotides. Its product is annotated as phospholipid-translocating p-type flippase family protein, putative. Lineage: Eukaryota; Ciliophora; Oligohymenophorea; Hymenostomatida. The transcript has 5 exons. The record is from RefSeq and is a predicted model, not a curated record. Gene Ontology annotation, biological process: phospholipid translocation. Gene Ontology annotation, molecular function: ATP binding; ATP hydrolysis activity; magnesium ion binding. Gene Ontology annotation, cellular component: plasma membrane.